Cladophialophora immunda is the source of this 534-nucleotide messenger RNA. RefSeq lists its product as uncharacterized. Gene Ontology annotation, cellular component: membrane. Gene Ontology annotation, molecular function: transmembrane transporter activity. The transcript has 2 exons. Gene Ontology annotation, biological process: transmembrane transport. NCBI's taxonomy places the organism in Eukaryota, Fungi, Ascomycota, Eurotiomycetes, Chaetothyriales, Herpotrichiellaceae. The coding region runs from base 1 to 534 and encodes 177 amino acids. The record is from RefSeq and is a predicted model, not a curated record.
AUGGCUCCGGUCAUGAUCAACUUCCAGAUCAAGUGUGCCAUGGCUGAUAUGUGGCGUGAGUUGCACAAGGACGUUCUUGAAGAAUUGUCCAGCAUGUAUUCGAGCGUGUACAGUGGAGACAAGCUCAAGAACUGGCCCACUAUCUUCAUCCUGGCAUUGGUCCUCUUGGCUAUCUGGGAGUGCAUGCAAUUUGACUGCCACCUCCGAGGGGUGUCUACCUCGACCCACCUUUUGUUUCGUUUGAUUGCCUGCACCUUGCCACUCUGUUAUUAUAUCCUCUUUCGCUUCUGUGUUUGUCGCGCCGCUCAGAAUAUCGCCAUGUUUGUGAUCGCGAGAAUCAUCAUGGGCUUCGGCACCGGCGCCUCGUCCAUCGCCGCACCCGUGUACUUGUCGGAGACAGUGCUUGCGAAGCUCCGUGCUGUUUCGCUGGCCCUUCUGUAUGUCUUUUGGUAUGUCGGCUUCAUCUUUUCUUGGCACCAGCGAGAAGAUGGAGAUGAGCAGGGUGGGCGACGCCCAGGCAGAGAUAACGCAUAA